Molecule: messenger RNA, 2289 nt
Organism: Heteronotia binoei (common prickly gecko)
Lineage: Eukaryota; Metazoa; Chordata; Lepidosauria; Squamata; Gekkonidae
Product: gastrula zinc finger protein XlCGF57.1-like
Exons: 2
Coding region: 149-1927 (592 amino acids)
Biological process (GO): regulation of transcription by RNA polymerase II
Molecular function (GO): DNA-binding transcription factor activity; RNA polymerase II cis-regulatory region sequence-specific DNA binding
Source: RefSeq, a predicted model, not a curated record
UUCAGUGGAAACAGACAAUGACCUCACGUCCAAAGAAAGGCUGGAUUGUUUCUCAAGAGGAUUCCAAGAGCAUAUCUCCUUCCCAGUUGAGCUGGCUGGGACAGAGGAUGAUCAGAGGAAUGAGGAGGGUGAGGAACUUCAUCAGGAAAUGCCAGACAGAGUUAAAAAUGAAGAUUUGAAAGAAAACAGCAGAAGUCAAGGCAGACCUCAAAGAAAAAAAGGCGGCUGUGUGGUAGAGAAUAGAAAUGGAAUAAAGCAUAGUGUGCAUUUUUCAAAGCACAGAAUAAUGAAGGCUAGUAAAUCCAUUCAGUGUGGAAAGCACUUCAGAAACAGAUCACAGCUCCUUCUGUACCAAAGAAUACACAAAGGCAUGAAACCUUUUGUAUGCUCACAGUGUGGAAAGAGAUUCAGUGAGAGGAGGAAUCUUCGGCAGCAUCAGAGACUUCACACAUGGGAAAAACCCUUUCAAUGCUCAGUGUGUGGGAAAAGAUUCAGCCAGAGUGGGACUCUUCAACAGCACAAAAGAACCCACUCAGGGGAGAAACCUUUUGAAUGCUUAGAGUGCGGAAAGAAAUUCAGUAGGAGUGGCAAUCUCCAACGGCAUCGGAGAAUCCACACAGGAGAAAAACCCUUUGAAUGCUCAGUGUGUGGAAAGAGAUUCAGUCAGAGUGGCACUCUUCAACAGCACGAAAGGACCCACACAGGGGAGAAGCCUUUUGAAUGCUCAGGGUGUGGAAAGAGAUUCAGGUUGAGUGACACACUUCAAAAACAUCUAACAACCCACACAGGGGAGAAACCUUUUGAAUGCUCAGAGUGUGGAAGGAGAUUCAGGCUGAGUGGCAGUCUACAACGGCAUCUGACAACCCACACUGGGGAAAAACCUUUUGAAUGUACAGAGUGUGGAAAGAGAUUCAGCCAGAGUGGCACUCUACAACAGCAUCUAAGAACCCACACAGGGGAGAAACCUUUUGAAUGUUCCAUGUGUGGAAACAGAUUCAGUCAGCGUAGCACUCUUCAACUGCACCAGAGAACCCACACAGGGGAGAAACCUUUUGAAUGCUCAGAGUGUGGAAGGAAAUUCAAUCAGAGUGGCAGUCUGCUGCAGCAUCAAAGAACCCACACUGGGGAGAAACCCUUUGAGUGUUCAGAGUGUGGAAAGAGAUUUAGUCAGCGUGGCAUACAUCAACUUCACCAAAGAACCCACAGAGGAGAAAAACCUUUUGAAUGCUCAGAGUGUGGAAAGACAUUUAGGUUGAGUGGCCAUCUUCAGCGGCAUCAAAGAACUCACACAGGGGAGAAACCUUUUGAAUGUUUAGAGUGUGGAAAGAGAUUCAGUCAGAGUGGCAAUCUUCAACAGCAUCAGAGAACUCACACAAUGGAGAAACCUUUUGAAUGCUCAGAGUGUGGCAAGAAAUUCAGUUGGAGUGGUGCUCUUCAGCAGCACCUAAGAACCCACACAGGGGAGAAACCUUUUCAAUGCCCAGAGUGUGGAAAGAGAUUCCGGUUGAGUGGCAUUCUUCAACGGCAUCUGACAACGCACACAGGGGAGAAGCCUUUUGAAUGCUCAGUGUGUGGAAAGAGAUUCAGUCGGAGUAGCAAUCUUCAGCAGCACCAAACAACCCACACAGGGGAGAAACCUUUUCAGUGCUCAGUGUGUGGAAGGAGAUUUAGUCGGAGUGGCACUCUUCAACUGCACCAAAGGACCCACACAGGGGAGAAACCUUCUGAAUGCUCAGAGUGUGGAAAGAAAUUCAGUAGGAGUGGCAAUCUUCAGCGGCAUCAGAGAACCCACACAGGGGAGAGACCCUUUGAAUGUUCAGUGUGUGGAAAGAGAUUUAGUCAGAGUGGCACUCUUCAACAGCACCAAAGAACCCACACAGGGGAGAAACCUUUUGAGUGCUCACUGAGAAAAGAGAUUCAAGUUUGAGUUGCCAUCUUCAACAGGUCCUAAGAUUCCACAUGGAAGAAACAUUUUGAGUGUUCAUAGUGUACAUAGAGGCUGAAUAACAGUAGCAGUCUUCAACAGCAUUAGAAAACCCACCCAGAAGAAGAACCUUUUGAAUGCUCCAAGUGUGGAGUUUCACUCAGCGUAGAAGUGUUCUACAGCAUCUAAGAUCCCACACAAGCAGAAACCAUGUGACUAUUUAUUCCACAAAAAGAGUGUUUCUCUUAUUUUUCACUGAAAAGACUGCUAGAGAUCAUAUAGUAUUGACACUAUAUAAGCUGUCAUUGAAAGGUUGAAUCUACACAGAAAUGUUACUCUAACCACAAUGUUAAAAAUGCUCAGAC